Messenger RNA from Papaver somniferum (opium poppy), 816 nucleotides. RefSeq lists its product as uncharacterized. The transcript is spliced from 2 exons. The coding region runs from base 1 to 816 and encodes 271 amino acids. NCBI's taxonomy places the organism in Eukaryota, Viridiplantae, Streptophyta, Magnoliopsida, Ranunculales, Papaveraceae. The record is from RefSeq and is a predicted model, not a curated record.
AUGAUUCAAAAACUGAUUGACGCAGGAGAUCUUAAUAAAUACGUACAGAAGGCUGGCACCGAUGAUAAGGCCAAGCAAAACAAGCAAGUUCAACUGCCUGAAGGCAACCGAACCAUUAACACCAUCUCAUGUUCCGAGGCCACAGGGCCAUCUCUAACGGCGCAAAUAAGGAAGAGAUUGAGAAAGCAAUUCGAGGACUAUUGUGAGCUGUACAAAAUCGAUGGGGUAGAAGUAGACAAACACGAACAUUGGAUGGAUGCACCUAUGAUCUUUGACGCUAAGGACAUCGAAGAAGAUAUGGAGGAUCACAACGAUCCUCUGGUUCUCACGCUGCCAGUAGCGGGAUGCAAUAUCAAGAAGAUCCUCAUCGACGGAGGAAGCUCAGUCAACGUUCUGUUCUACGACACAUUCAAACGGAUGGAGCUUAAUGACGAGCAACUGAUGUCUUCGUACUAUACUAUCUACGGGUUCAACGGAGCAGCAACGAAGCCACUAGGAGACAUCAUUUUACAACUCAAAGGAGUGGCGGCAACCUAUCACCAGUACCUCAGGUUUCCAACUCCCGAAGGGGUAAUGGAAAUAAAAAGAGAUCAGGUUACUGCACGAGAGUGUCAGGCUUUACAAAACCAUCUUAAUAACGAACAAGAUGAGCAGCGGAAAUCCCGAAGAGCUCGAAACAAAGAAGCUGCGAAAGAAAAAGCAAUUGACGCCUAUCUGGAAGAAAUCUCUGGAAGAAGCCUCGCAAAGGAGAAUAUAGUCGGAAACGCUGAGGCAAGCACUUCAAUUACAAAGGAGGCCGAAGAGCCUACCAAAUAG